Molecule: messenger RNA, 2137 nt
Organism: Aspergillus ibericus CBS 121593
Lineage: Eukaryota; Fungi; Ascomycota; Eurotiomycetes; Eurotiales; Aspergillaceae
Exons: 8
Coding region: 101-2137 (678 amino acids)
Biological process (GO): DNA repair
Source: RefSeq, a predicted model, not a curated record
AUUCAUUCUUAGCCAGUAUCCUUUCUUGUUCUUAUCUUGUCCCUCCUUUAGCCCCUAUUAGGCUUCUAGACGAUCACUCGGUCCCAGUCGAUUUUCCAUCAUGAGUCCCAGAAAGCCCGCCAGGGCGACAGAAAGAAGCCCAGGCGGGCCCGUCAAGUCGGGGCGCAUUACGCGCUCCAGAGUAUCCAUCAAUGCGGCGGAGUCUCGAAGACGUACUGCAGGUGUAGAGCGUGGAGGUCGGGGGGCCAGUCCCGCACCAAUGACAGGCCAUCCCCCCGCUUGGGCAGAGUGUCGACCGGAACUAUGUGAUGCGCUUCCUUGGUUUCGAGCGGUGCAGGGAGGGGUGUAUCAUAACGGGAACUUGUGUUUGGGGUUCCUGAUUGACGCGGACUGCGGGAUUCGCUCCUAUGUGGACGAGGAAAUUGUCAUCACGAGAGUGGGCGGGGGCUGCACCAAGGAUGCCGAUGGGAACCUGGUCCUGCUCAGGGAUCAAGACAAUGACAGUUCCGCUAUGAGUAGCAUCGCGAAUAGCAUGAAUCUGAAGAUCCCUCCAGGCGAUCGCAACACCCUCCUGGGCAGGAAGCCCCCGCAUCGGUACAACGUGAUGGCGUACUUCCGGGUCACCCAUCUUUGGUACGAGAAAAUUGGUAAGAAGACAGGCGCCAAAGUCCGGUUCGAGAAGUUGGACUUGUCUAGCAGAAGUUGGUGGGCGACCAAGUCUCCCCCCUCGCUCGAGGAACGGAACUUUGACCUCCAGCCAGCACAGGCCCGUUGUGUAGCCUGCUGCCAAAUAAGCCCUCAGAUAUAUAAUGAGGGCUGGAUGUGCCUUCGGCCAUCAUGCCGACGGUUCUGGACCAUCGGCACAUCCUCUUCUCCGUCGAACCUUAGCUUCCAUCCGGAUUUCCUGGGCGCCCGCCUUCCUCCCGACCUGACGAUACAGCCUCACUAUACCCUCGUACCGGACUUGCUUUCGACCCUGGCAGAAGCCGAUGGCGAUAUGCUGACCAAGCGCAUUGCUUGGAAAGGCAUCGUAUGUCCCCGAUGCGCUCGGUGCAUCUCACGAAGGUUUUGGAGGGGCUGGAGGUGCGCAGACGUCGGCUUGUCAGCAGGUGGCUCACAUCGAUGCACCUUCGAGAAGAUGUUGGGCAUGCGACCCAUCUCGCUUCGGUCGGUUAUUGAUGACUUGGAGAUCAGUCCAAUCAAACGGGCUCUUGGGUUUGAUCCGAAAUUCAUGGUGCCAGAGAUCGAUGACCGGACUCUGCACCCAUAUCGAAAGCUGACUUAUAGGAUCCCCGGGGUGGGCAACAUCACCCAUCUGGUUUCCAACCGCGCGAUCAACACCCGCCCUAAUGGGCCGGAUGAUCUCUUCGAACAAUUGCAGGGCGCCGAUCUUGGGUUGAGGCGCUACCCUUUACAGCAGAGCGUAGUUGCUGGAACACUGACUGCCCAUUUCGCCGUCAACUAUGGAAUGCCCUAUAAAUACGUCGUCUCUGUAGCAUCUAAGGGAUUCAACGAAUCCUGCGAUGAAAUUCUGCGGGCAUUGGGUCGGUUAACGUGGGCAACCAAGCAAGCUGUAACUGAUGCCGGUGACUGCUUUCUCCCACCCAACGAAUUACUCGUCCUGGGUUAUUUGGAGGAUAUGAAGAUUGGGUAUCAUGAUGAUGGGGAGUCAUCGCUCGGUCCCACAAUCGCCACGCUUUCACUGGGGGCGAAGUCCACGAUGCUCAUCCGCAUGAAGCACAAGUACUACCAUGGCUACAGCAAAGCGAAAAAGCCCCUGUCCGAAGACCCGGUGCUUGAGGGGUGCGAAAACCAUCACCGCCGACAGGCUCUUAAGAGUCGGCUCACGGAUGGCAGUAUAAGCCAAAGCAUGUAUGACGAUCUCCACGCGGGGCUCUUGAAGACAGGAAGAGGCGGAGAAGCAUCGCCGUGUAUCAGAAUGGAGCUCAACCAUGGAGACCUGGUCGUGAUGCAUGGCGAGAAUUUGCAGAAGUACUAUGAGCAUUCAGUCGUACCGGAAAAGAGACUGCGGUUCGCCUUGACUGCUCGUCAUAUCAAACCCGAGCAUGUGGAUGCGACGGAGCUGGAGAAGGGACAGUUCUCCCUGGCCCAGGAUCAGGUUUAUGACGGAAGAUAG